Molecule: messenger RNA, 472 nt
Organism: Ctenocephalides felis (cat flea)
Lineage: Eukaryota; Metazoa; Arthropoda; Insecta; Siphonaptera; Pulicidae
Exons: 3
Coding region: 50-472 (140 amino acids)
Source: RefSeq, a predicted model, not a curated record
AAAUUUUUCCCAAAGUUAGCGAAAAGUGUUAAUCGAUUUUAGGAAGAAAAUGAACAGCACCAUGGACAUACAGAUGUUUUUAAAGGAAGAGAGAGAAAAACUAUUGAAGGAUAAAAUGAGAUUUCAAAACCAGCUGGGAGAGAAUGAGACGGAGACAAAAACAAAUGAUUUGAACACUCAGCGCGCUUUUAACGUGGGUUGCAAUGAUAAUUCGGUAAAUUCUAAAGUUGUCUCGAAUGGUUUUACACCCGAAUUCGCAAGGUCUCUGAAGGAGGACAUAAAUGAACCGGCCAAAUUGCUUAGAACGGAACAGAAGAACGACGUUUCAAAAUCACCCAUCAACAUCGCCAUUGACAACUGUAACGCAACCGGAGAGGAAGAUUUGACGGAUGCACCAAGGGAUAUGUCGACCAUAAGCAGAUAUACGACGACAUCUAAUCCUCCGGAUGAUUUUUUGUCUACAAGCUUGUAG